AUGCAGAGUUUACCGGAGGGCAGCCGGGACGACGGAGGGACCGGAGCGAGGAGCGCAGAGCUGAAGGACGGACGACCAGGAGCGAGACACGAGGAGCAGGAGUCCCUGAUGAUGGAGCUGACCAGGAUGGUGCAGAAGGUGUUGAAGGAGAGCAGCUGGUGGGAGAGGAGGGGGGUGGACUGCAGCAUCCUGGCAGCAGCCUUCCUCAGUCUGCCUCCCGCCUUCCUGCUGCUGAGCUGCUCUCAGCUGUGCUGCUUCUUGGCGGGGAUGCUGCUGAUGGGCGUCGCUCACGCCGUCAUCACAGUCAAAGGGACUCACCUGGCCAGCCACGGGACGCUGAGCGAGUCCAAGGUCCUCAGGAAGUUCUGGGCUGUCUUCUUCAUCGAGGUCUGCGGCUCGUUCUCAGCUCAUGUCGGAGUCAACGGCCACGUUAAGAUGCAUCACGCUUACACCAACGUCAUCGGACUGGGAGAUUCCAGCGUCUGGAAGGUCCCCUCUCUGCCUCGCAGCCUCUACCUGUUCGUGGCCCCCCUGGCGGUGCCGGUCAUCACCCCGCUGGUCGCCCUCACUCACCAUGACGGAUGCUCAUGGGUUUGGAGGAUCAGGACGGUUCUGAUGGUGGCGCUGGGCCUGUAUUCACAGUACUGGCUGCUCGUCCACGUGUCCGGGAUCAGGUCCGUGCACGGCGCCUUGCUCUGCAUGCUGGUGUGCAGAGCCAUGUUCUCGGUGCCGUUCAUCCACGUCAACAUUUUCCAGCACGUCGGUCUGCCCAUGUUUUCUGUGAAGAAAACACCGAAGAGAAUUUACCAGAUGACCCACGGAGUCCUGAACCUGCCUCGUAACUUCCUGCUGGACUGGACGUUCGGACACUCGCUGAUCAGCUGCCACGUGGAGCACCACCUCUUCCCCUUCCUGUCGGACAACAUGUGCCUAAAGGUGAAGCCUGUGGUGUCCAGGUACCUGACGGACAGGAAGCUCCCCUACCAGGAGGACACCUACCUGUCCCGUCUGCACCUGUUCUACCACAAAUACCAGGAGCUGAUGGUGUUCGCCCCGCCCAUCACAGAGCUGGUGGGGGUGCAGUGA
Messenger RNA from Nematolebias whitei (Rio pearlfish), 1086 nucleotides. It is a transcript of the gene fads6, whose product is annotated as fatty acid desaturase 6. The transcript has 6 exons. The record is from RefSeq and is a predicted model, not a curated record. Gene Ontology annotation, cellular component: membrane. Gene Ontology annotation, molecular function: oxidoreductase activity, acting on paired donors, with oxidation of a pair of donors resulting in the reduction of molecular oxygen to two molecules of water. Bases 1 to 1086 code for a protein of 361 amino acids. NCBI's taxonomy places the organism in Eukaryota, Metazoa, Chordata, Actinopteri, Cyprinodontiformes, Rivulidae. Gene Ontology annotation, biological process: lipid metabolic process.